This is a messenger RNA of Sycon ciliatum, 1864 nucleotides long. Its product is annotated as dnaJ homolog subfamily C member 17-like. The coding region runs from base 206 to 1195 and encodes 329 amino acids. Gene Ontology annotation, cellular component: spliceosomal complex. The record is from RefSeq and is a predicted model, not a curated record. The transcript has 8 exons. Gene Ontology annotation, molecular function: nucleic acid binding. Gene Ontology annotation, biological process: spliceosomal complex disassembly. NCBI's taxonomy places the organism in Eukaryota, Metazoa, Porifera, Calcarea, Leucosolenida, Sycettidae.
UUGAGAUUUGAAAUUUCAAUGUCAGAGACAGAGGUGUAUUUCUGUUCACUUGUAAGUGUAACUAGCAAACAACGGCUGAGUGUGCCUGGUCCAGUGGCAGUGCUGAAUGAAGAUCCUUGCCUAAAUGGGGAUGGAAAAAUGAUGGUAGAAGAUUUGCACUGACUUCUACGUAGAGCUACGCGGAGACACUUUCUCUGUGGUGACGAUGCCACCCAAAGGCCUAUCAAUUGAAGAUGUGCAGGACGAAGAUUUGUAUGCGUUUCUUCAUGUACAGGAAAAAGCAACUGAUAAGGAGCUUGAGAGUGCAUACAGAAAGCUUGCUCUGAAGUGGCAUCCCGACAAGAACCCAGACAAUGCGGAAGCUGCUGAUUUAUUCAGGAAGCUUGUCAAAGUUACUGAGAUCCUCAAGGACAAGGAAGCGCGUGCGGCGUAUGAUCAACUGCGCCGUGCCCGCCAUCUGCAAGAGCUGCGCAAGAAGGAACUGAAUGCGGAGCGCCGGAAACUGCGAGAAGAUUUGGAGCGCCGGGAGGCAGCCCACAGUGACAAUGUCGUCAGCGAGCGACAGGCUCGAGAGGGACUGGCCGCCAAGAUACUGCGCCUCAAGGAGGAAGGUGCCGCGCUGGUCAGAGCGUCUGAACAGAAGCUACGUGACGAGUGGGCCCAGACACAGGCUGAACAGCUGGCUGCCGCUAGCGCCGCAGCUGAGGCAACAACCGCUCAAGUUCAUGCUGUGAAGGUUCGUUGGAAGAAGAGCAAAGCGUUUGCAGAGGACGACAUCCGACGGCUUCUCUCUCAGUUUGGUACACUUGGUGACGUGGUCAUGUCGGCAAAAGGUGGUCGAGCCCUCGUGGAAUUUGAGAGCCAUUCGUGUGCCGCCCUGGCUGCGGAGACCGGUUGCCCCGAUCUCACCAUCACACUGCAAUCAUCUGCUCCUGCUGACGCGGAAGCGACGCCUGCCGCAUCGUCACCGUCGCCAGCAUCGCACACGCAGGCCAGCAGCAAUUCGCCAUUACGCAGACCUCCGCCUGCUAUGUUUGCCUCCGCAGCUGCUUCAGCAGUGCCACCUCCGUCGACGGCAGGAUCCCAUAACACGCCCGCUUUCCCAGCGGCAAAGCGGAAAGUCACAGAAGAAGAGGUGUUUGCCAUGAUGAGGCUUGCACAGCAGCGAAAAGACCAGCAAGCUGCAGAUCAGUAGUGUCUGCUGACCAGUAGUGUCUGCUAUACUCUAUAGUAUAGUACUCUGUAUUAUAGCGUACAAUCGUACAUGUACAUACAGACCAGGGAGUCGUAAAAUACCUACUCUACGACUUCCUGAUGCAGACCAGUGUAAAUCCUCUGCAUAAAGACCAGCAAGCUGCAGACCAGUAGUGUUGCCUGUCUGCUAGCAUACAUGUACAUACAGACGAGUGUAACUCCUUUUUUCUUUUUUUGACGAGUGUAAAUCCUCUGCAUACAGCACAGAUGAGUGCAAGUCCUGUACAUACUGUAUAUAACACAGAAGAACCUUUACUACCGGUCACAGUGCUCGAGACCACACAACCCCGACUAUAGCCCCAGUCUCCUGAUGAUUGCUUUUCAGCAUAAAACUCGUGAGUAGAGACAUUUAAUCACUUUUUUAAAGUUUUUUUGUUCGACCGGAUUUUCGUGCAUACUGUAUAUAAGAUGUACAAUGGCAUGUACAUACCAUGUCCCUCCAUCUACCACCCAUGACUUUCUCGAGGUGAUAGAACACAUGUAUAAUAGUACAAGGCCGUCACAGGCGGCUGAGGCCGCCCCACUUUUGCAGCCGAUUUUUAUUUAUUUUUAUUUUUUGGUGCUCACUGUAACAUUAAGUCUGAAAUGGCACCAAAUGCCCUGAAAUGCU